GCGAAGCAGAAGACAAGUAAGGGAAUCUGGGAUAUUCAGAAGUUCGAUCAGGACUGUGCGACGAAUUGAACAACCUACAGCAGUAUGAAUCACCUACCAUGCGAACGAGGAAAUUAGACCGAGCAGUAGAAUACAGUAUAUUCGGAACUGGGCUCAAAUCUAGCAAGCCUUUUCGGCUCGAGGACUUUUGCAAGCUCAUCCUCUCGCGUGUUCGAAAAUUUUCAGAAGGGCGGACAACGGACUACUUCUCGUCUACUGCAGCAAAUAAUUCUACGAGGCGUUUUCCCUCAAAAUGUACCAUCUUGAUAAUGCAUGUUCGCUGGUCAUUCGUGGUCGAGAGCUCAAGCCUUAAAGCACGAAGACAUCUGCCUAUGAGAAUCAUGCAGAUGCUCAAGGUCAUCCCUCCUGCUUGGAAAGAGGACUGAGUGAACUGGAGUCCCUUGUGUGCAUGUAGAAGCACUUACCCCGCCUCUCAUACCUGGAUUAAUACUACUUAGCAUACCUGCUAAUCAAGUUUUACUUUUAGGCGAUAAAUCGCUAGAUGAUGAUGAGAAUAAGUGAAUUAUGUUUUGCACAAUAUCCCGUGACCUCAAAUUCACUUUUACAUGAACAAUGUGAAUGACAAGACCCUCUUUGCUUCUUGUCCAAUCAUAACAGCACUUGUUCGAUAAUAUGAAAAACAGUAUCCUACUUCUGGAUAAACUGCUCCUGUUCUCGCACCAUAUUCUCCAGCCCGAGUCAUCUCCAAGUUCACUUGCUUCGCUCUAUCAUCCUUCUCAUUUUGAUCCGGGCCACCUUGAUCAUCUCCGACAUCUUCUACCUCCUCCUUUGGUUUCACAAGGGCCUCCUUUCUUUUGCCUUUUGCGAAGUUUUGCGGCUCGUAGUCUCCUUCCGCUUUCACUUUCUUGUUACUUGCUUCUGGAGCCAUACCAGGUUGUGUACUCUCUCUAUAUAUCUUUCCUUCCUCGCUGGGUCUUUCUCGUUCUACCUCAUUUUCAUAUAUCUAGUGAACCCUCUGGUGAGCUUCAAAUCUAUGUGCCAGAGGAAGGUCACAAAGUGGGCGGGAUGCAUACUGUAUCAGGACCGGCCACAGGGCCGGCAAGAAAUACAAGAUCGAAAACGAAAACAUCAGCGUCUCCCAGAAAAAAAGAUAAACUUGUUCCAAAGCAUGCUACACGAUCAAGGAGGUCGAGAGCUUCAGUCACUUCGGUUACUGAUGCGCCUCCCACAACACGAAAUCGCUCGACAGUAUCGCCCUCACGGGAUGCCACGCAGACCUCGCCCUACAGUCUGGGCUCCCAAACCAAGCUGCUCUCUCCAAUCGCGAGCACAUCUUCCACCGCUGUGGUGUAACGAGGUCCACGCAAGCAUGCGUAUCAGACAAAUGUCGACUCUAUAUCAGAAACUGCAGCAGAGUUUGAAUAUCACGAUCCAUUUAUGAUCAGCUUCGAGCCGUCACAAGAUCUAGGUGCUUCCAACAUGUCAUUCGUCAAAGAUUCGUGAAGCCUCCGGUCUGAAGCUUCAAUCUCCACCGUACAAUACCUGGCCAGCGGUAUAUUAAUCUCAGUGAUCCUUUGGAGCACACCGUGCAGGACAAGGAUUUUCCACAAUUCAAGCCACCGCCUUCAAGCGCCCCAGAGCUGCUGGGGCGCUUGA
This is a messenger RNA of Marchantia polymorpha subsp. ruderalis, 1656 nucleotides long. The record is from the annotation of a GenBank genome assembly. Lineage: Eukaryota; Viridiplantae; Streptophyta; Marchantiopsida; Marchantiales; Marchantiaceae.